UCAGAGCUCCAAAACUUGGCAGUUCCAAUUGGCUAACGAGGAGCAUUCGGAAGAGAUCCAUCGCCCAGGAACAAGUCGUUCUGUGAUUUGUAGAAUAUUCAGGUAUCCUGGGAUUUACUCAUCUACCAUGACGUGUCGCACAAUAGUCUCGGGUGGGGUCUUGUGAUCUGGCCCGUUACGAGGUCAAAGAGGGAGAGCGAGAGAAAGAGAGAGUGAGGUUUAUGUGAGAUUAAGGAGUGAGGGUGAGAGGAACGUGUUUGUGAUUUCGGGAGAAGUUGGGUGGAGCCAACGGUGAGGAGAGUAGGCUAGGAGAAUGGCGAGGCGGACAUUUGGCUUGAGUGUGUUUCUGGGUUUGUUGGGUUUAUUGGUUCUGUUGGGGAAUUCGUGGAGUGUGACAGCGGCCCCUGCGAAGUUCGAUGUUCGGCAGCAUAUUUCCAGUUCUACCAGUUACGCAGCUGGGAAAAGCAUCGAGUAUGGAAAUGGGGAAGUCGUGAGCACUCCGGAGGGUUGUGUGCCUAUUCAUAUGAAUCUUGUGGCAAGGCAUGGAUCACGCAGACCGACCAAGAAGAGGAUCAAAGAGUUGGAAGAGUUUGCGGAUAGGCUUCGUGUUUUGUCAGCGGAAGCUGCCAAAAAUCAAAAUGAGACUACAUCCUUACCGCCACUCUGGAUCAAGGAAUGGAAGUCCCCAUGGUCUGACAAGCAGAUUGGAGGGGAAUUGUUGCCAAAGGGUGAAGAGGAGCUGUAUGACUUGGCACAGCGUUACAAGCUCAGGUAUCCGGAAAUCUUCUCGGAACCGUAUCAUCCUGAUGUCUAUCCGAUAAUUGCUACUCAGGUUGGUAGGUCUUCGGCAAGUUCUGUGGCUUUUGGAAUGGGAAUGUUCGCCGGUCAGGGGACUUUAGGCUCAGGAAAACAACGUGCUUUCUCCGUCGUUACUGACAGCAAAGCAAAUGACAUCCAUCUUCGUUUCCACGACACAUGUAUGGUUUACAAGGAAUCGAAGAAGUUGCAGAAGCCUAAAGUAGAUGGGUGGCAAGUUCAAGUGUACGAACUUGUCGCUAAAUCGGUGCAGGGCCGCUAUAGUUUGGCAGUCAAUAGCGAGGAUGUGUCCUCCCUUUGGUUACUCUGCAAAAAUGAAGCUUCUCUUUUGGAUAUCGUUGAUCAGGCUUGUGCUAUGUUCACAGCGGAGGAGAUAGAGUUGCUUGAAUGGGCAGAUGAUCUCGAAAUGCAUCACUUAAAAGGUUAUGGAGAUAUGUUAAACUACCGUAUGGGUGUUCCACUACUGGAUGAUGUGGUUAAAACCAUGGAUCGUGCUAUGGCAGCUGAUCAAUCCAAGAAGGUAGUGGAGAAAGCUAAGUUGCGGUUUGCGCAUGCAGAGACUGUCAUUCCGUUCAGUUGUCUUCUUGGCUUAUUUCUGGAAAACACUGAUAUAAAACAGGUCCAAAGUGAAAAACCGUUGGAGGCUCCUCUUAGACCUCCACAGCAGCAUCUCUGGCGUGGUGCUCUAGUGGCGCCCUUUGCAGCAAAUACGGCUUUGAUUCUUCACAAGUGUCCUGCAGAUAAUGGGGAUGGAGUGAAAUACUUGGUGCAGGCUUUGCAUAACGAGAAGCCUGUGAUCAUGCCGGCAUGCAAUGGUACAUAUUUCUGUUCAAUUGAAACCUUCAAGGAGCAUGUGGUUGCACCACACAUGAAGCGCAGCUAUGAAUCCCUUUGUACAGUGGAGGUGAUUCAUGAACCAACCAACCAGACAUUCUUCUCCAGGAUCUUCUCUCUUCCGUCACACUUGUUCAGAUGGCUAUUCCGCCCAGCUCCUGCUCAGGGGACGUGUCAAGCAGGAUUUAUCGCAACCAGCUGCUUGAUAAUCCUCCUCUUAUGGAGAAACGGUGACACAGUGAGGAAAUUUCUCCAAAUAACUUGGAAAAGAUGGUGCACUAGGAGGACAAGAAGAAAUAGAAAUUUUGGAUAUGUGGCUUUGUAAAUGAGCUUUGAUUUAUUUCAUGUUGAGUUUAUUCGUGCUGAUUCAAAAGCAAA
Molecule: messenger RNA, 2028 nt
Organism: Physcomitrium patens
Lineage: Eukaryota; Viridiplantae; Streptophyta; Bryopsida; Funariales; Funariaceae
Molecular function (GO): inositol phosphate phosphatase activity; acid phosphatase activity
Source: RefSeq, a predicted model, not a curated record